AUGGGCAGCUCUCAGAUGCCGGUGUUGUGCGUGAAACGGGUGAAGCAGGAGGUGCCAGAGGACUGGGAUGAGAGCAUGCCGCUGCCCGGGGACAUCAUUGAAGGGUUCGCGCAGGAUGACAUGGAUGAGUUCGUGCCGACCAAGGCCCGGUCGGAAUUCGUCUUGCAGCUUGGCAAGAUCAGUCAGCAGGCUGAGAUUUUCUGGGUGAGGGUGAGGAGGGGAGACCGCGUGAUUAAGCUCCGGGCACGCAUAGCGCCUCUGAAGGGCUCGAUGCUCCAGAGGAAGCUCACAAUAAAAGCUGCCACGGACGAUAGACAUGUGGUGGUUCUAGGGGAUUUAAGCCUGGAACAAUGUACUGAAUUGCAAGAAAUGAGCAGGCGGGUGGUGAACGUGGACGCCGGAGGAUUCAAGAAGAAAGGAGUGAGAUAUGACUGGAAGACGAAAGUCGGGACCUACUUGCCUGACCAGCGGUCUCCGGUAGUUUGCUCCGUUCUGUUUAUGCCCCUGCCAGGUGAACACACCAUCGAGGCCACUACAACUCGGUCCAUGGCCUGGUUCUCUGCAGCAGUUUCCUCAGGAAUUCCCCUCAUCUUUGUCAACAUCCAAACCGAACAGAUCGUCACGUCGGGCAAGAAUAUCCCCACAGGAAAAGAAAUUAGUUUGGGGAAGCAACAUAACCAGACAAUGACUGUCCAAAUGGUUCAUGGGAUAAGAUUAUGGUUUUUACCGGGAAUCGCGGAGGUUUCAGUAGAACUAGUCGCCGAACCGGAAGAAACACGGUUCGGAAUGGACAUCAAACGAACCGAAGAGGGCUUCAUCUGCAUCUUCUCCGUGACCAAAGGGUCGGCAGCUGACCGCGCUGGGCUUGGAUGCAUCCAUGAGGAGGCCAAUGCCGCAGGCCACCUGCUUGCGGUCUCGAGAUUAGAAGGCAAAAGCCUACUGCCUUCAAAUGUGUGCUCUGAAGGGCUAAUACACUGCUGCGAGCGUGGCGACAUCAGGGAAGUCCUCACCGCAGCCAUCGACACGAUGGAUAGGAUCAAAAUCCACAUCAUGGGGUGGCCCAACCAAACGCGCCCUAAUGCAUCCCCACCGAUGGGCGCGGCGUUUCUCCGUCCUCCUAAUGUACAUUGUUCAACUCCUCCGUUGUUAAAAAAAUGA
Messenger RNA from Rhodamnia argentea, 1158 nucleotides. RefSeq lists its product as uncharacterized. The transcript is spliced from 4 exons. The record is from RefSeq and is a predicted model, not a curated record. NCBI's taxonomy places the organism in Eukaryota, Viridiplantae, Streptophyta, Magnoliopsida, Myrtales, Myrtaceae. The coding region runs from base 1 to 1158 and encodes 385 amino acids.